AUGAGGCCAGUAGCAAAGCCUAUAGUCCCAGCUGCCGAUCUCCUGUCAUUUACUCAAUAUCUGAGAGGAUGUAGGAGAAUUGUGGCUCUCCUUGGUGCUGGUAUCUCAGCAUCUUCUGGCUUGCCCACAUUUCGCGGUGCCGGCGGGCUGUGGCGCUCGCAUGAUGCCACCUCGCUCGCAACCCCUGAAGCUUUUGGGGAAGAUCCCGGACUGGUAUGGCAAUUCUACAGCUAUCGGCGACAUAUGGCUCUCCAGGCCGAACCAAACAAAGCCCACUACGCGUUAGCGGAGUUGGCACGAAGAAAUGAGAAUUUUAUCACAUUAAGUCAAAAUGUCGAUGGGCUCUCGCAGCGGGCCAAUCAUCCUUCCAAGCAAUUGCAUCUACUUCACGGGUCCCUUUUCGAUAUCAAAUGCACCAAUUUCUACUGUGACUACACCCGUUCAAAUGAUUUCACAGACCCUAUCGUUCCAGCCCUGGAUAUUCCAAGGAGAAUCGCCGAUCUCAAACCCUCGUCGACAGACAAAACUGGCGAAGAAGCUGCCAAAACCCUCGGGCAGGCUAUUGGUACCGACAACGAGCUCGAUAUCUCGGAUUCUAAUGUUCCCAUUCCAGAUAUCAAAGAAGAAGACUUGCCACAAUGUCCGAAAUGCAAGGAGGGCCUACUCAGACCCGGGGUUGUAUGGUUCGGCGAAGCCUUGCCAGAGAAAACCAUGACUGCCGUGGAGAAUUGGAUUGCAGAAGGUCCGGUCGAUCUAUGCCUAGUGAUUGGUACCAGUGCCAAGGUUUACCCGGCUGCUGGAUAUGUUGCAAAGGCUCGUGAACAUGGCGCUCUGGUUGCGGUGUGCAAUAUGGACCCCAAUGAUAAGCCGGGCAAACUCCACGACGGCGACUGGUUUUUUACUGGGGACGCCGGCCUUGUUGUUCCCGAGAUAUUGAAGAGUGUCAUCGGUGAAAUAUGA
This is a messenger RNA of Penicillium salamii, 960 nucleotides long. The record is from the annotation of a GenBank genome assembly. NCBI's taxonomy places the organism in Eukaryota, Fungi, Ascomycota, Eurotiomycetes, Eurotiales, Aspergillaceae.